AUGCCGAACAUCGUGCUGUUCAGCGCAGCUCCCACCACGACCUGGUCCCAGCGGGUGGCGGACCGGCUCGGGCUGGAUCUGGGCAAGGUAGUCACCAAGAAAUUCAGCAACCAGGAGACCAGUGUAGAGAUUGGUGAAAGUGUGAGAGGGGAAGAUGUAUAUAUUAUCCAGAGUGGCUGUGGAGAAAUAAAUGACAACUUAAUGGAACUACUCAUCAUGAUCAAUGCUUGCAAGAUUGCAUCAUCCUCCAGAGUGACUGCUGUAAUUCCAUGUUUUCCAUAUGCCAGGCAAGAUAAGAAAGACAAGAAGGGGUCCGUGGAGCGUUGGAGUCGUGCACCAAUCUCUGCAAAACUUGUUGCCAACAUGUUGUCAGUUGCAGGGGCUGACCACAUCAUCACCAUGGACUUGCACGCUUCUCAGAUCCAGGGUUUCUUUGACAUUCCAGUAGAUAACCUGUAUGCAGAACCUGCUGUGCUGCAGUGGAUUAAAGAGAACAUUCCUGAGUGGAGAAAUUGUAUCAUAGUCUCACCUGAUGCAGGUGGUGCAAAAAGGGUUACUUCAAUUGCUGAUAGACUGAAUGUGGAAUUUGCUCUCAUUCAUAAGGAAAGAAAGAAGGCAAAUGAAGUGGACAGAAUGGUCUUGGUUGGUGACGUGAAAGAUAGAGUAGCAAUUCUUGUUGAUGAUAUGGCUGACACAUGUGGCACAAUAUGUCAUGCGGCAGAGAAGUUGGUGUCUGCUGGAGCUACUAAAGUUUAUGCCAUUCUCACUCAUGGCAUCUUUUCUGGUCCUGCCCUCUCUCGGAUUAAUAAUGCUUCGUUUGAGGCUGUUGUGGUAACCAAUACGAUCCCCCAAGAGGAAAAAAUGAAACACUGCCCAAAAAUACAGUUUAUAGACAUUUCCAUGAUCCUGGCAGAGGCAAUUCGAAGAACACACAAUGGUGAAUCUGUGUCCUACCUGUUCAGUCAUGUGCCCUUGUAACUGCAGGAGAUUACACUGCAUCUUUGCAAAGGUCCCUUAAGCUAGCACUGUUUUUAAUGAUGGACAUCAACCACAAGAAAUGAGUAUCUUUGUACAAUUCCAGAGCUUGUAUGUUUAAUUAUUAUAUUUGUCUUGAAAUCACCACUUGUUUGUUAUAAAUGGGCAAUAAAUCUCCAUCUUGAAGCAACCUUAUGAAUUGCCUCAAGAGUCUUAAAGUCUUCUGUGUUGCUUAAGUUCUCUUUUAUGUACCUGUCCUCACUUUCUGCCAAACUGCUGUUUUGGAUCCAUUUUUCUAUAGAGAACUACAAAUUGUUCACAGAUCUUAAUGAGAUGUAUACGUGUAAGAUCAUUUUCUGUGUUCAGCUAAGUGCUGCAGACCUGAGUAUCUUGUAUCUAUUAAUCUGUUAGGCAGGCAGCUGGGUUUUGUUUGUUUGUUUUUUAUAUUUAAUUACCAUGAAUAAUAUUUUGUAAGCCCUAACAGUAUGUAAAAGUCAUGCUAAUUUUGAGUAACUGUUGACAUACACAUAGUAUUACUGUUUCGUACACUUCAUGUUCAUAUUUACCCCCAAGAUACGUGGGGCUGCUGUUUCCUUUUGUAAAGCUCUCAUUACAUUAAAUGAUUUGCAUAACA
Molecule: messenger RNA, 1609 nt
Organism: Manacus vitellinus (golden-collared manakin)
Lineage: Eukaryota; Metazoa; Chordata; Aves; Passeriformes; Pipridae
Gene: PRPS2
Product: phosphoribosyl pyrophosphate synthetase 2
Biological process (GO): 5-phosphoribose 1-diphosphate biosynthetic process; purine nucleotide biosynthetic process; ribonucleoside monophosphate biosynthetic process
Cellular component (GO): ribose phosphate diphosphokinase complex; cytoplasm
Molecular function (GO): magnesium ion binding; ribose phosphate diphosphokinase activity
Source: RefSeq, a predicted model, not a curated record